CCGAGGCGGGCGGCGGCCAUCUUGGCAGCGGCCAUGAGCGGCUCCAGGGCGCGGGCGGCGGCGGCGGCGCCGGGGCCGGACAAGAAGCUGCCGCCGGGCUCCGCGGGGCCGCUCAGCCGCCUGCGGGGCCGGCGCGGAUCGGCCGAUGCGCCGCCGCGGCAGCCCUGGACCGAGUCCGAGUUGCUGGCGCUGGAGACCGUCCGGCCCGAGCACGUCCUGGGGCUGUGCCGGGUGACGGAGAAUUAUUUAUGCAAACCUGAGGACAACAUUUACAACAUCGACUUCACCAGGUUUAAGAUCCGGGACCUUGAGACUGGAACAGUACUAUUUGAAAUUGCCAAGCCGUCUGCUUCAGAGCACGCAGAGGAGGAUGAAGAUGACAGCAGUGAACUGGAUGCAAGUGCAGGUCGCUUUGUUCGCUACCAGUUCACCCCAGCGUUUCUCCGUCUUCGCACUGUUGGUGCAACAGUGGAAUUCACAGUGGGAGAAAAGCCAGUGUCAAACUUCCGAAUGAUUGAGAGGCAUUACUUCCGAGAUCGCUUGCUGAAGAACUUUGAUUUUGAUUUUGGUUUCUGCAUCCCAAGUAGCAGGAACACAUGUGAACACAUUUAUGAAUUCCCUCAGCUCUCAGAAGACCUUACGCUGGCCCUGCGGUGCCGCCGGCUGCACACCGUGUACCAGAGCGCGGAGCUGCCCGAGACGCACCAGAUGCUGCGGCAGACGGUCCGGGACUUCGCAGAGAAGGAGCUGAUGCCGCUGGCAGCGCAGUUGGACAAGGAGCACCGCUUCCCGGCCGAGCAGGUGAAGAAGAUGGGUGCCUUGGGGCUGCUGGCUAUGGACGUGCCAGAGAAGUACAAAGGAGCAGGCCUUGACUACCUGGCCUAUUCCAUCGCUGUGGAGGAGAUCAGCAGGGGCUGCGCGUCCACGGGCGUCAUUGUCAGCGUCAAUAACUCCCUGUAUUUAGGGCCAAUACUCAAGUAUGGCUCUGAAGAGCAGAAGCACCAGUGGAUUGCUCCCUUCACCAGUGGAGAGAAAAUUGGAUGUUUUGCCCUCAGUGAACCAGGGAAUGGCAGCGACGCGGGUGCGGCCUCCACGGUGGCGCGCCUGGAUGGGGACGAGUGGGUGCUGAACGGUACCAAGGCCUGGAUCACCAACGCCUGGGAUGCCUCGGCCACCGUGGUGUUUGCUACCACGGAUAAAUCCCUGAAGCACAAGGGCAUUAGUGCAUUCCUGGUUCCCAUGCCAACAGCUGGGCUGUCACUGGGGAAGAAAGAAGACAAAUUGGGAAUCCGAGCCUCUUCCACUGCUAACCUGAUAUUUGAGGACUGCCGGAUACCCAAGGGCAACCUCCUGGGGCAGCCAGGAAUGGGCUUCAAAAUCGCCAUGCAAACUCUGGAUGGAGGAAGGAUUGGUAUUGCCUCACAGGCACUUGGAAUAGCACAGGCAGCUCUGGACUGUGCUGUGGAUUAUGCUGAGAAGAGAAUGGCCUUUGGGUCACCCAUCACAAAGCUCCAGGCAGUGCAGUUCAAGCUGGCAGACAUGGCUGUGGCCUUGGAGGGUGCACGCCUGCUGACCUGGAGAGCUGCUAUGCUGAAGGACAAUGGAAAGCCCUUCACUAAGGAAGCGGCAAUGGCCAAACUGGCUGCAUCAGAAGCUGCAACGUUUAUUGCUCAUCAGGCUAUCCAGAUCCUGGGUGGGAUGGGCUAUGUGACAGAGAUGCCAGCGGAACGGCACUACCGCGACGCGCGCAUCACCGAGAUCUACGAGGGGACCAGCGAGAUCCAGCGACUGGUGAUCGCAGGGCAGCUGCUGAAGGCCUACCGGGGCUGAGGGAGCUGCCUGGAGCAGCACCUGCCCCGAGUGCAUCGUAAUGGUGCACAGUCAUGGAGUUUGACCCUCUUGAAUGAGGCUAUUGGGGGAGGUUUUCCUCACCAAUGAGUAACUGACCCUCUAGUUAAAAUGUGCUGAUUCUUCUUUGGACAAAGUAUGGUGCACUGAGGUUUGUAAGUUAUGUGAGUGCAGGAGGGAGGAGGCAACCUGCUCACAGGGCAGCCUGGGGCUUUUGCUGAAUGGGACUGUUGGAAUGACUUGGUAGUGGCAAAAUGACAGCAGCUGCCAGCCACUGUGUGUUUUGCUGGAUUUGUCACUACAUGGCACUGGAUAACCAGUGCCAGAGUUAGAGAUGCUGAGAGCCUGUGCCCUGCUUCGGGCUGCUGGUCACGUGCCUCUGCAGGUCAGACUUCAGUGGAGUUCAGGUGAGGGAUGCAGCUGUGUGAGCUCCUAAGGGGACAGCCCGGGCUGAGGGAAUCCCUGCAGGAGGGCACUUCUCACUUCCAGCAGGAGGAGCCAGACAAGAGGACAUGCAGGGACAACCCACACACAGAGGAAUCUGAGCAGAGACUGUAGCUGCUGUCUGCAUAGAUUUGAAAACAAAGAAUUCCUCGAUCUGGGCCAGCAGGGCCCAGCACCUGCUCACUCAGCUGCUCUGGGAUGUAGGGAUAGAAGCAAAGGACAGCAAAGCUGCAGUGCCUAGGAGUAUUUUGUAAAAGAACCAAAACAAAAAAAAAAACCCUCUUCUCCCAUAUCUACUUCUGCAAUAUCAGCAGGAAGGGAAGUGCCUGAUGGGACAGUAACAGCUUUUAAUCUUGACAUGUUUUGGGCAACAAGGAAAUGAAGAGAUGACGUGCAAACCUCACCAGGAAGCUUUAGCAGUAGCACAUCCUCAAUCAGUGAUCAUUGGUAAGACAUAAGGAGCAUCAACAACCAAAGGAAAAGCUCUAAACUCAGGAGAAGAGAGAGAGGAUUAAGACUAGAGCCUGUAUGGUCGAGUCCACCUCCUUGUCCAGACAAGUACACUAGAGGGAAAUGUUAUUUUCCUGUGGUGCCAUUUAUUUAGACUUGUGUGCAGAGAAGAGCAGGAUUCUGUUACACGAGAGAGCAGAGAAGACAAAUAAAACCUGAUUUUAAAGGAC
Passer domesticus (house sparrow) is the source of this 2972-nucleotide messenger RNA. It is a transcript of the gene ACADS, whose product is annotated as acyl-CoA dehydrogenase short chain. Gene Ontology annotation, biological process: fatty acid beta-oxidation using acyl-CoA dehydrogenase; butyrate catabolic process. Gene Ontology annotation, molecular function: flavin adenine dinucleotide binding. Bases 34 to 1830 code for a protein of 598 amino acids. Gene Ontology annotation, cellular component: mitochondrion. The transcript has 13 exons. The record is from RefSeq and is a predicted model, not a curated record. Lineage: Eukaryota; Metazoa; Chordata; Aves; Passeriformes; Passeridae.